Pseudomassariella vexata is the source of this 1927-nucleotide messenger RNA. RefSeq lists its product as uncharacterized. Gene Ontology annotation, molecular function: DNA-binding transcription factor activity, RNA polymerase II-specific; zinc ion binding. Lineage: Eukaryota; Fungi; Ascomycota; Sordariomycetes; Amphisphaeriales; Pseudomassariaceae. The transcript has 5 exons. Gene Ontology annotation, biological process: regulation of DNA-templated transcription. The record is from RefSeq and is a predicted model, not a curated record. Bases 1 to 1698 code for a protein of 565 amino acids.
AUGGUGAACACGGGUCGACCGAGUCCGGCAUGCAAAGCUUGUCGCGCAAGGAGGCUGAAGUGCGACCAGACUAAGCCGGCGUGCAUCAAAUGCAUUAAGGCUAAGAGGGUGUGUCCCGGCUAUAGGGAACCGUUCGAGGUCAACUUUCGCGAUCAGACGCAGUCAACAAUCAGGAAACACCAACGGUCAAAUUCCAACACGAAGAGCAUUGAGAGUGACCGAUGCAGCAUCGACGAGCGGUAUGUGUCUCGAUUGGCCCAUGACGGCACUGCCGUGGACAGACAGCGACUGACAAGAAACUGUAGGCCAGGCUCUUCUUCAAGCGACGAGAGUCCCUCGACCUCACCAAACUACACGCCUGUCUUCGAGUUCACGCCAACAAAUACAAAAGACUUCGAAAUCUUGCGCCUACAACCUCCCCUAGAGCUGCAAGCUACUUGCUUCUUCGCUACCAAUUUCAUCGCGACGCAGAGUAUGAACCUGGAUGGCGGCAUGAGGUUUCUUGACCCCCUUGUUCAUGGAGCCCAGGAGGGCUCAGCCUUCCAUUCCACGUUUCUGGCAGCGUCGAUGGCGUCUUUGGCCAGCAGACCCAAUGGCGGGUCUCUUGUUCCCCUGGCACGGGUCUAUUAUCACAAGGCCCUGAGACAAGUGUCCACGGUCGUUCAGGACAGGGACAAAUCCAAAGAGGACGAGACGCUGGCGGCCAUUAUUAUGCUGAUAUUAUACGAAGUAUUAAUGUGGGAAGACCAAUCCCAAGGCAGUCUCCGCUUCCACAUCCACGGUGCGCAAGCCAUCGUAAAGCUGCGCGGGCCAGAGCAGAGACGCAGUCCCGUGGGCUAUGGCAUGUUCGAAUUCAUCCGGGCAUUCAUGGUCCAUCAAUACGUACACUCCCCCGACUAUGACGCGGGAGAUAUCAAAUGGUGGGCAUCGGAAGGAAGCACGGAUGAGCCCCGCCAUGUGCUGCAGCGGCUCAAUGUCGAGGCGACGCUCUUGAGACGCCAGUUGACCCAAUUCAUGGCCUGCGAGGAUAUUGACGACGAAGGAGCAGCCAGGGAGAAAACCCCCAUGGCAUACCGUAUAUUGAGAAAGGCCAAACGCCUCGACGCCCAGUUAGCGGCCUGGUUCAGGGGUGUGGGAGAUGUCUGGCAACCUAAGAUCGAUCACGUGCAGGACGAAGUGCCGGAAAAUCUCCUCCAUCGAGCACUCGCGUAUCCAGGAAAUGUUUACACGUUCAACAGCAUCUGGAUUUCAGCCAAGUUUCUCAACGCGCACACGCACCGGCUGAUACUGGCCGAGAUCAUGGCCCAGAUUGUCGACUGGCUCAGGGAACAUCAAUGCGGCAGUGGCACUUACGAGACGAUGAACUUGGGCAUGGGCAUAGACAUGGACAGGGAAAAGGAGGAAGCCGAAUUAAUAGCCCGCCAACAAGUUUCCGAGAUCGUUGCCAUGACGCCGUACUUCUGUGGAUGGCCCGACCCCGCCUCGCCUUCUCCAUACGGAGGCAUGACGUGCAGUUUCCAGCUGUUCGUGUGUGCUUCGAGUCCGUUUAUCUCCGCGAGGCAGAAAGCCUUCAUGGUUGGAAGACUGAGCCACAUCGCCCAAUCUUCAGGACUUAAGCUGGCUGGCAAAUUUGCCGAGGGCCUCGUGACCAGACUGAAGGUGGUCGACAGAGACGAAGUUGCACGGAGGGUUUUGUGACAGAUUGUGCAAACCUGUCAUGUCAGACUCACCGAGAUGACACGCAGGUGGCAGGUAAAGAUGGGAAUGGUGGACCAUGUUCCGUUCACAAUUAACGAAUUCAGUCAACUGAUUACGGCUGGUAUAGAAAGCCACCAUGUACAUUCAUUUCACUCUAGGUUACUAAGAUCGGGGACACAAGACGCCCAAGGACGGGCAACGAUUUCUAUACUUACAAAUGAUGACUGAG